This is a messenger RNA of Australozyma saopauloensis, 1059 nucleotides long. RefSeq names its product Abp140p (gene ABP140). NCBI's taxonomy places the organism in Eukaryota, Fungi, Ascomycota, Pichiomycetes, Serinales, Metschnikowiaceae. The record is from RefSeq and is a predicted model, not a curated record. The transcript has a single exon. Gene Ontology annotation, molecular function: tRNA (cytidine-N3)-methyltransferase activity. The coding region runs from base 1 to 1059 and encodes 352 amino acids.
AUGAUUUCCAUCAAUGAACGCCCAUUUUUGUGGUCCUCUCUUGAAUUAUAUCUUAUCAAUCUCAUCCUGCAGACCUCAUCUCCAAAUUUCAUACAUCAAAUGGAAAACACAGAACAGCCCGUCGAGCAAAAGCCUCCAUUGGAGUCCAGAAUUGGCAAAGACAAACCGUUUACUUUUGGUCAAAGAUUCCUUACGGAUGAAGACCAGGUUUUCAGCCACAACGCCUGGGAUCAUGUCGAAUGGGGACAAGAACAAAUAGACGAUGCUGAAAAACUCAUAGCAAAGCAAUAUGAACAGCCCGUAAACGAGUUCAACAAAAAGCUAUAUAACUCCAACCCAGCAAAAUACUGGGAUAUAUUCUAUCGUCAUAACCAAGAAAACUUCUUCAAGGACCGUAAAUGGUUGCAGAUUGAAUUUCCAUCCUUGUACGAGAUGACUUCUGAGACAUAUGACAAACCAGUCACCAUCUUGGAGGUUGGAUGCGGUGCAGGUAACACAUUUUACCCUAUCUUGAACCAAAACAAGAACCCAAAUUUGAAGAUCUUCGGCUGCGACUACCUGAAGGUGGCAGUAGAUAUCGUCAAGAAAAAUGAAAACUUUGAGCCAGAGCAUGAAAAGGGUAUUGCCUACUCAUCUGUAUGGGACUUGGCAAACCCAGAACAGACCAUUCCCGAGGACAUGGAACCAAACUCAGUGGAUAUUGUGAUUAUGGUCUUUGUCUUCUCAGCAUUGAGCCCCGAGCAAUGGAAGCAUGCCAUUUGCAACCUUAACAAGGUUCUUAAACCUGGCGGCCAGAUCCUCUUCAGAGAUUAUGGUAGAUAUGACUUGGCUCAGGUUAGAUUCAAGAAGGACCGGUUGUUAGAGGACAACUUCUAUAUCAGAGGUGAUGGUACCAGAGUCUACUUCUUCACCGAGGAGGAGUUGAGGACUAUUUUCUGCACCGAUGGUCCAUUUGAAGAGGGAAAUAUUGCAACUGACAGACGACUUCUCGUCAAUCGUAAAAAGCAAUUGAAGAUGUACCGGAUUUGGCUCCAAGCUGUUUUCCGCAAGCCAGAGUAA